AUGGCUGUGAAUAUGGACAACCGUUCUACCACGUGGCCGAGCGUCGUCGACAAGUUCGACAGUUCAACCACCACCACCGCCACUACCACCACAACCGAGGUGCCAGACUACUACGACUACUACGACUACGACUGGCCGACUGGCAUCGUUGAUCACUACUAUGAAGUGGAGAGCGUUGAUGGCGUCAUUUAUCCCUAUGUUCUUCGUGUCGAUUGGGCUGCCGAUCAGGCACAUCGAUGGCCGUAUGCAUUCAAUCCGAUGAUCUGCUGGAAGGAGAAAGGCGAUAUACAAUUCAGAGAAACUAACUUCUACUACUGGACAUAUUAUCGAUGGGAUGGGACACCGUUCCAUCAGGCCGAUAAUUGGUCGCAUCCUACCGAUGAACCCAAAAUUACCGCGUCAAUGUUUGUGCUCUCAUUGCUUGGAAUGGCGUUGGCGACAACUUCCGGUUACUUGGUCAGGAAAAACAGAAAAUUGACGCGGAUCGUGGUUAGCAGCGCGAAUGGGGAAGGCCGAUGUUAUACGGGCUAUCAUUUCACACCUGUCUUCUACGGGAGGACGACCCGUUUCCAUAAAUCUUAUUUUCACCAAACACUCGUCGACCUGAUGCCGAUAAUGAUGCUCAUGUUACAAGCCUUCACAUUGGUCAUAGACAGCAUUGCCCUGGUGACGAUCAGGAGGAAGCUGGCCGCAACGAACGCGUUGAUUUUUGGGAAACAGCUGGUGAGUAUGGGAACAGAAUGGAUGUAUCCAGAACCACGGGCAUCCUAUUUGGCCUAUUCUGUCUAUGAAUUCAUCCAUUGCGCACUCAUCAGCUGCAUCGUCAUCACAUUCAACAUGUCCUAUUAUGAACCUAAAUCGAAGUCUCCUCAUCGCGGAACCGGCGACUCGCCC
Molecule: messenger RNA, 894 nt
Organism: Mesorhabditis spiculigera
Lineage: Eukaryota; Metazoa; Nematoda; Chromadorea; Rhabditida; Rhabditidae
Source: the annotation of a GenBank genome assembly